Molecule: messenger RNA, 1785 nt
Organism: Metopolophium dirhodum (rose-grain aphid)
Lineage: Eukaryota; Metazoa; Arthropoda; Insecta; Hemiptera; Aphididae
Exons: 7
Coding region: 1-1620 (539 amino acids)
Cellular component (GO): membrane
Source: RefSeq, a predicted model, not a curated record
AUGUUCAAAAAUGUUAGUACCUUAGUACUCUAUAGUAAACUUUACUCCAGGGAGCAUCGUUUUUCUGAAUAUUGGAUAAUAUAUCAUUACAGUAUCUGGGGUUUUUUUUUUGUUGUAUUUCUAGUGUUUGAAUGCGAGUGUUCUCUACCUAAACAUCGAUGUCAGCAGAUUCGACCCAUCAAUGGCCGGGCGAGAUUACUAUUAGUACGCGGUGUUGUAACCAUGGCCAAAAUAACCUGUUUUCAACAGUACGUUCUGGUAAAUGGCAAUGAGACGAUGACUUGUGUUGGAGGAAAAUGGGAUAGUGAAUUUCCGAUAUGUGCUAAAUAUGAUCCAAUGCAUAUACCUUGUGACUUCGAAUCACCGGAAGAAAGGUUUUGUGGGUGGAGAAAUUAUAUACAUAAUGAAAUUGAGUGGUUGGCCGAUAAAAUUUCAGUUCUGCCAAAUAGUAACAGAAGUCAUGUAACACCUGGUUCUUCUCAAUAUUUUACAAAUUAUUAUAUAUCCUUGGACACGAGAGAUUAUGGAUCCACUACCAUCGGACAAUUGUUAUCACCAUCACUUCUUCCAGUUGCAACUAAACAAAGGUGUUUAAAAUUUUCGUAUAAAGUAACGCCAGGCGAUUCACGCAGUCGUCCUACACUAAAAGUAAUUCUCGGAGGCAUACCUCACUGGCAAACUCACGGAGGGGAAGGAAGAGCUAUAAUUGGGUUAUAUCGAUUUAACGUGCCUAAUAAAAUCGUAAUUGAAGGUAGUAGUUGUAAAGCAGCUAUUGAUAAUUUGAUAAUUACAGAGGAUAAUAGUUGUACUCAACGACCGUAUGAUGAAGAGCUCGACAGUUGUCAUGACAAUUGCGGAAAAAUAUCAGACGGUGUUGGUUGUUCGUGUGAUUGGUCAUGUCAUAAUAAUAAUAACUGCUGCCCAGAUAUACAAAUAAAAUGUCCGUAUAUCAAACCAAUAGACGAUAUAUCUAGACUAUAUUUAUCUACUUCAACUACUAUCACACCAACCAUGAUGACGACUUCAGAAAAAAAUAAAACGUUAAAUUCAUCAAUUCCAAAAAAUAGGGAUAACAAUACAAUAACAAUUGGCAAGCUUACUUUAGUUUUUAAUUCUAGGGUAUUAGUGCACCAAACCUCCUCUAAUUCAACCGAGAUUAGUCUCACAUUGAAUCCAACAUCAAAAGGUUUAAUAACUCGCCGUUCACCAAAAAUUGUCGAUCAUUUAAAUAAAAAUAUAUCCACUUUUUCCGAUACAAAUUUGACUGAUAUAAUUCAUCAAAAUUUUGAAAACUCUGUAAUACCUUUACAACAUAAUCAAACUUUAAAAACCAACGCAUUUUCAUUAAGCAACUAUAGCGUUGUACCGGCAAUACCAACUGAGUCAACUAAUCUUUUAGAAAACCUGAAACUAAACAAGAUCGCGGGAUUGUCUUACGUAUAUGAUGCCAUCUAUGUUAUUGGAUACCUUGUUGCAAUAGGUGUUAUACUUUUCCUUGUUAAGCACUCGUUUUACUUUAUAAAGUCGCUUAUCAAGAAACAAACAGAUGUGAAAGACCAGACUUCUGUUGAGACGAAUAAUGAAGGGUCUAGAAAUAUUGGAUUGAUAUCUAAUUUAUAAGAAUAAAUAUUACAUUUUAUUGGCUGCCUUUUCAACAAAAAAAUCAACUGUUUUCCAAUAACUUUAAAUAAUCUAACUAUUUAAAACUUUUUUGUCUAUUAACUUUCGUACGUAUAUAUUUUAAUUUCUGGUUUUAUAUUUUACAUUUAUUUUUAAUAAAAUAAA